ACCACACACACAGUGUAUAUAGCGUGUUCAGUCUGUCCACUACUUCCGGCGCUUCCUACUCUGCCACAUGUCAAGCGUCCCUCAGCCGCCCUAACACCAGCACUUCCUGCCCACCCCUUGCCGGUCCUUGCCAGUCCCCAACUUCCCGUUAGUCCACGCGCGUUCACACUCCCGUUAGGUAGUUCGACUCUCUCCGAGGCUCGGGGUCGGUCCACAGAGGUACUGGGGCUCAGCGGCUUUGUAUCCUCCUUCGGAGGCUUCCUCCUGGUUCUCUGGCCGCCAACAACACACGUCUACGGACUUCACCUUCGCGGCCAACGCGACGGACGCCGCCAACGGGACGGACGCCGCCCACUGCAGCGGCUCGACGCCCGCGGGGGCGUCUGGGAGUUGUAGUCCGGACCUGUGAGCUGACGCAGUUCGGGGCCGACCGACGGGCUAGCUAGCGCCAUUGUGUCUUCUCGGGCACGCGUAGUGCUGCGUGAAAGCCCGUCGGGGACAGCGCCCAUCUUCUGUUUUAUUGCUUUACACCCUCUGGAGCCCAGAGCUGGCUUUGCUUGCGGUUCCACUUCUACGGACCCGGAAGGAGCUGUGUAGUCGUGGGUCCGGAUCCUGAGAGAGACAUCGCGCUCUGGAUGUAGGACACGGUUAAGAACACCAAACGCGUCCUGGAUUGGAGGACAUCAGACGAUCUGUCCCCUCGCGUUUCCUCAGCACGCCGCCUACUCCGGCGAGAGAACUUUGAGGACAGUAUGGCCUCCACGCUUCCCACAGUGUGGCCUCAUAGGACAGAGGACAACUUCCCGAAUCGCUUCUCUCCUUCCAAAAUGUGGGUCCUGAAGCUCGAACUCAGGCUUGGAACCUGUGAAGUUUGAAGAUGUAUCACUGACAUUUACCAAAGAAGAGUGGGCACAGCUGGAAUUCCAACAGAAGUGCCUAUACAAGGAAAUCAUGCUGGAGAACUACAAUAACAUGGUUUCAGUGGAACAUCACUUUUCCAAGCCAAAUGUGAUAUCUCAGUUAGAAGAAGUAGAAGACUUCUGGCCAGUGGAGAGAGAAAUUCCUCAAGAUAUCUUUCCAGAAUCUUCUGGGCCUUCUUUGGACCCUGGAAUAAAUUCCUUUCCUGAUGAGAGUCCCUUGAUGAAGCCUUCUCUGGACCCUGGAAUAAAUUCCUUUCCUGAUGAGAAUCCCUUGAUGAAGAUCAACGUUGUUGAGGUCCUUACACUGAACAAGGAUGUGGCCGGUCCCCGGAAUGCCCUGAUUCAAUCCCUCUAUUUGGAAAGUGGAGAAGACCUGAGCCUGGGUAACCUUGAGCCAUCUCAACAACCAAGCAAGCAUUUGACUGACGCUGAAGUCGCUCACCAAAAGUUCCGACAUUUCCAGUAUGAAGAGUCAGAUGAUCCCCAGAAGGCUGUGUCUCAGCUUCGUGAGCUGUGUCACCAGUGGCUGCAGCCCAGUACACAUUCAAAGAAACAUAUCCUGGAGCUACUGGUGCUUGAGCAGUUCCUCAAUGCACUGCCUGAGAAGUUGCGGGUGUGGGUGGAAUCACAGAGCCCAGAGGAUUGCCAAGCAGCAGUGACCCUGGUGGAGAAUGUGACCUCAGUGUCUAAGGAAGAUGCUCAGCUUGCCUGCCAUAAUGAGGCCACUGAUCGACUGAAAGAGAAAAAGAAGGACAUGGCCACCUUACCAGUUACUAUACCACCUGAGGAGCCAGUAACCUUCCAGGAUGUGGCUGUGGACUUCAAUCAGGAGGAAUGGCAGCUACUGGGUCCAGUGCAGAGGACUGAGUAUCAUGAUGUGAUGCUGGAGACCUUGGGCAACUUGGUCUCAGUGGGGUGGGAGCCUACACUGGGAAACAAAGAGUUAAGUCCAAAAUCACCCAGUUCUAUGGUAGAACCAAUUCGUGACCCAAAACCAAAAAACUUCUCAAGUAAUGGUACCCAGUCCACUGUUACUGAAAAUAUCUCACCAAAUGAGGUGCAAGAAAUCCAUACCACAGAAUCAAAUCAAGCGGAGGUUGUAGAGGAAAACGACCUCCCUCAGGAGGAGAUCUCUGAAAGCCCCCAGUCACAGGGGCAAAUUAGGCUUCACACAAGCCAGGACUCACUCGAUGAAGUUCUUCCUAGAAAGCACUUGCAUGUAAAAAGUAACCAGAAGGGCUUUGGAAAGAGGAAAGCCAAGAAAAAACACAUUUCCAUGACACGAGAUUCACCCAUAAGAAAUCAGCAAAAGGGCUCUGUGGUAUGCCAAGUCAGAGAUGGCCGCAAUUCCAUGACACAUAGUUCUUCUGGAAAAAACCCUCAGCAGAGUUAUGAGCAGGGUAAAGUUGGGGACAGCAGAGAUCCCAUUAUACUCAUAGCACCUGCAAAAAUUUACCAGCAAGCCACUGGCUCUGAAGCGGGGGGCAGAGUCAGGGACAGUAGCAAUGCCAUGGAACCUGAUGCAUCUAUAAAAAUUCACCAGGAAAGUGCUGAAUGGGGUAAAAUUGGGAAAAGCAGCAAGUCCAUGACACAAGGUUCAGCUAUACAAAAUCACAAGAUGGUGUCUGGGUUAGGAAGAGCCAGGGACAGGAACAGUUCCUUGGCACGUGCUUCCCCUGUAAAAAUUCUCCAGAAAGACUGUGAAAGGAGUAAAGUCCGAGGAAACAGGAAUUCCUUGAAACAUGUAAGAAUUAACCAGAAGGAUUCUAAUGGUGGAAGAGUCGGGGAAAUGAGUACUUCCAUAAAGCACAGUCCCCAUAUAAAAAUUCACCUGAAGACCUCUGAAAGAGGGAAAGGCAGGGAAACUAACACUUCCAUAAAAUAUGGUCCCCAUGUGAAAACUUACCAGAAGGGUUCUGAAGAGGGGACUACUAGGAGGGCCAACAACUGUAACAAAGCCCUCAGCCAUCAUGCUCAGCAGAUAUUCUUUAUAAAAAUCCAUAAGGGGAGCCAAGUUUGCCGGUGCAGUGAAUGUGGCAAACUAUUCCAGAAUGCGAGGUAUUUUUCUGUCCAUAAAAAGAUCCACACAGGAGAACGGCCUUACAAGUGUAUGGCCUGUGGGAAAGCAUUUGUUCAGAGCUCCUCCCUCACACAGCACUAUAGAAUUCAUAGUGGAGAGAGACCAUUUGAGUGUUCAGAGUGUGGGAGGACCUUCAAUGACCGCUCAGCCAUCUCUCAACACUUGAGAACUCAUACUGGGGCUAAGCCCUACCAUUGUCAACAAUGUGGGAAAGCCUUCCGCCAGAGUUCCCACCUUACCAGGCAUCAGAGAACUCACACUGGGGAGCGCCCAUAUGUGUGCACCAAGUGUGGGAGGGCUUUCACUCAGAGCUCACACCUUAUUGGGCAUCAGAAAACACACGGGAUUAAGUUCAAGAAGAGGCAAUCCAAACUGCAGUCCUAGUGCCUUUCAAACCACUGCCUUUUCAGCCUUGAGAUGCACUCUGCAGACUUUGAGUAAGGAGAGUCCCACACCUGAAGAACAGCUCAGGACACCACCCAGCAGUCCUGAGGGUGUCUGAAACUAUCAGGGAGUUCUUGAUUGCUUCAUUUAGCCAUUAAAGAAAAUACGAAAUCUGAAAAUGCCUAAAUCUAAAAAGCCAGUUACCAAAAACUGCAGUGAUAAUUAUGCACAGGGUAAAGUGUGAGUGACAAAAAACAAAAGAAUGUAUAUAAAUAAAUAUAAUUGUUUUGAAA
Molecule: messenger RNA, 3677 nt
Organism: Peromyscus eremicus (cactus mouse)
Lineage: Eukaryota; Metazoa; Chordata; Mammalia; Rodentia; Cricetidae
Gene: Znf274
Product: zinc finger protein 274
Exons: 9
Coding region: 952-3384 (810 amino acids)
Biological process (GO): negative regulation of transcription by RNA polymerase II
Molecular function (GO): DNA-binding transcription repressor activity, RNA polymerase II-specific
Source: RefSeq, a predicted model, not a curated record